Pieris rapae (cabbage white) is the source of this 2624-nucleotide messenger RNA. RefSeq lists its product as uncharacterized. Gene Ontology annotation, cellular component: plasma membrane. The record is from RefSeq and is a predicted model, not a curated record. Gene Ontology annotation, molecular function: protein binding. The transcript has 7 exons. Bases 65 to 979 code for a protein of 304 amino acids. NCBI's taxonomy places the organism in Eukaryota, Metazoa, Arthropoda, Insecta, Lepidoptera, Pieridae.
UCGAUACCCGUGGUGGGAUAUUAGUCCGCGCCGCGCCGGGCCACCGCGAGCCCGCGUCGCGGCCAUGAACGCGCGAGCUCUAUUCAUCGCGCUGUCAGCACUCCUCCUAGCAUCUAUUGGAAAUGCCGAAAAAAGCAAGUUCUAUUAUAUGGACUCCCUCUGCAAGGACCACUUCCUGCAGCGGCAGUAUCGGAAACUCGAUGGUGGCGUGCUGUGGUCCCGCAACGAGAGGAACCUGGACUGCACUGUCACCUUCCAGACGCACAGCAUCCUGCAGCGGUUUAUGCUGCACUUUGAGCUGCUGCAGCUCGACUGCAAUGAUCACCUCUAUGUCUACGAUGGCGCUCACGCGACUGCACCUCCUAAGGCAGACCUGUCCUGUCGCAACACGAAGCAGCAGGUGGGCGCGCUGUUCACACGCAGCAACUUUGUCACCCUCAAGUACGUGACCGACAACUGGGGCACCGAUGCCAACGGGUUCAAACUGGUUAUCACCUCCGUCAAAGACCCUAAACACGGGUGCAAGGAGUUCCGGUGCAAGCAGCGGGAGUUCUGCGUAAGCGCAGACCUCACCUGUGACGGCGUCGACCAUUGUGCAGACGGAUCUGAUGAAGACACCGCUGCAUUAUGCCCCGAGAACGGCGGUGGCGGUAGCAGCGAGGCGUGGAUGGUGGUGGCUGGUGGCGUAGCAGCAUUACUAGUGCUUUUAAUAGCUGCCUUGCUAUGCUGCUAUUGCCGUCGAAGGGCGCCCAACCGCCGUACACACCUACAUUUAGAUCAAAUGGCGAGCAGCAACGGCGCGGGAAAAGCCGUGCCGAGCUCGCCGGGCAGCACAACGCGACUGCCGGGAAACUGGGCGCACCCUGCGGGCCCGCGCGGGGCUGCAUUGCAGGUACAGGGCGGCGCGCCCGGGCCGCCUGCGGGCGCGGGCGCAGCGCUGAGCGGCGCCGCCCCGCACAAGGACGAGUGGUUCGUCUGAGGCGGCCCGGUCGGGCCCGCAGGGCGGGGGCGCCGUACCGGCCCCCUUCCGCACCCAGUUUUGGGGCUAACCGCACACACCCGACACACAACACCCAUAUAUCCAUCCAUCAAUCGACGCAUGGAAUGUUCGUGUAUGCAACUUCUUAGUGUAAUUUGUAUCACAGAAUAUUUUUCAUUUGUAAACAUUUUUGUAGCAGUUGAGUUCGUGUCGAUGGUGGAUUGGAAGAAAUAAUUUUAUAAGUCGUGGUGUAUGUGAUAGGCCCCGAUAGACCGUUGAUCGUGAUUUUUAUGUUCAUUUCGUUUUCUGUUAAUAUUUAAGAAAAUCUAUAAAGUUAUAAGAAAAAAAAUAUACAUAUUAUAAGCUCUUUUUUAUAUUCUAUGUGGCGCGCUCUUAGUUUACAUCGGGUCGGUUUUAAACCUUUUAAAUGUUAUUAACAAAUGAUGCAAUAAAAUCGUUGUAAUCAUAUCAUACAAAAUAAGUCUAACGAUAAAAAUAAAAUUAUCUUCUUCGGCUAUAUUCAAGAAGAAAACAACGUAACAUCGACAUAUCUACUUACUAUACUAUGCAAAGCGUCAAAAUAUCGCUAAUUCAAAAUAAAACAGUUUGAGUUUCUAAUUGAGGCUUUACAAAUAACAAUUUUGACACAGGCUUUUAACUAUAAUAGUAUUUUACAAAAGCUAUUCGGUUGUGCAUAUUUUUGCGUUUGUCAGUUUUUAUAAGUAACACUGGACCAGUUUAGCAAUAAUCCCUUGAAUUAAAGUGUUCUGUCAACUUUAUUAAUAAUAUUAUUUAGUACUAAAAACAAAUUAAAAGCAAUACAGGUUUACUCCGUUUUUCUUUAACUCGGCAACAGAUGGCGCUGCAUUAUUUGUUAGAUGUUCAGAAACGAAGCUUACCGUUAAGCGUGGCUCUCAAACGUCUGGAUUUAACAUACAAGAGUAGUUCGCACUAGGUCUUGUUUUCUUACCCUUUUGACUCAAUACCACGAUCAAAAUCAUACGAAUUUAAUUUAUAUAUUCCAUUGUAUUGUAUAACUAGAUCGCGUCACUUACCUGUUCUAGACAUAUCUAUUGCGAUAAUAUUAAAUCCUAGGUGGUCGGAUCGCGUUUGUUAAGGUAUUUUGGCCAGGAAGAGGGUAUCCAAUGCAAUCGGACUACGAUUCCUGUAUGUCGAAUUUCCUAUCCGUUUUGUCAAACGGGAUUCAUAGCGCUAAGUUACUGACCCUAAGUACUCGGUUGAAUUUUCGAUCUGAAUCGGAAAAUUGUUUUCGAACGAGGCUCGACCACUAUUUUUGUUGAAAUAAACUAUUUAAAGUAAGAUCAAAAGUUUUGAUACGUUUCCUAAUAUUUUGCAUUAUAAAACAUAAUCAUGAUUCAUAAUCAUAGAAUAGAAGAAUGUAUAAAUUUAAUUUAAAUAUAGAUAAGGUGUGUCCUAAACUUUAUAAGUCGUUGGAGCGUAUGUUUGUACCUUUGAAUAGAUCUUGUAUAAUAUUAUCGCGCUGAUAAUCUGAUGAAUCUAUCCGAAUGUAUGAAAUAAUUUUAGUGGACUUUUGUUAGAUAAACUUGUUUAGUGGGCGUUCGCGCCGUGUAUUUUGGUGUUAAUGCAGUGUAAAUUUAUUAUGACAUUAAACAUUUUUGGCUUA